Messenger RNA from Mizuhopecten yessoensis (Yesso scallop), 1876 nucleotides. RefSeq lists its product as uncharacterized. Bases 112 to 1260 code for a protein of 382 amino acids. The transcript has 6 exons. The record is from RefSeq and is a predicted model, not a curated record. NCBI's taxonomy places the organism in Eukaryota, Metazoa, Mollusca, Bivalvia, Pectinida, Pectinidae.
ACACAAACAGGAUAUUAGUAACCAGAUGCUAGAACAUACAUGUUUCGUUUAUAAGGGUUUCACAACACCGUUGUUAAAAUAGGUUUACAUAGAUCAGUGAUCGUCGUCAUUAUGGAGGGGAUGUGUACAUCAUUCUUCAUGCUAUCAUAUGUAUCUACUGCGAUCGUUUGCUGUUAUCUACAAAAUGCCUAUGGUGAUCAUAUCUUUGUUAUGGAAUCAGCAACCUGCGUGAGAGCCACUAUUAACUGUAUGAUGGACCACAACGGAGUACUCGCCUACGAACCACACUUAUAUCAGUACGAACAGGACACCGGCUGUUCCACGGCGCAUCUAUCUAUUUGGCUUUGGAAUAGAGAACCAUUCACUUGUAAAUUCCAGGACGGUACAGCUACUACUCAGCCAGAGAACGAACAAUCAACUUCACAUCUAUCAUCAUCAUCAGCAGCAGCAGCAGCAGCAGUAUCUUCUUCAAAGAAAACACAUAGAUACAUUUGCGUCACAAACGGUGUGAUGGGCAAAAAGACUGAUCUGUGUAAUCCCAAAGCAGUACCCAUAAUAAAUAUGGAACAAUCUAAGAAUUAUGUCGAGGCCAUUAUAGGAUCCAGUGUCGGUGCCGUGGCUAUCCUAGCUAUGUUGGUGCUGCUGAUUCUCUACAAAAGACGAACAAGAGAAAGACCAACGCCAUACUGGCCUAAUACAUCCAAUAGAUCAGACGAUGGAGCCGAAACAGUGAUUAUUGAGUCUGCACAGGACUCAUCGAUCAAUGAAGACAUCAAUGACCAUCAUUAUACAUUGCCAAAGACUACUAGUUCGUGUGUGAAAAUGGUCAAUUUGGUACGCCCUGCACUAAAGAAAACUACUGAUGUUCGGGCAUGGGCCUCUGAGGCGGAUCUUUGUUUGUUGCCCUAUCAGUGUUCCGAAAGACCUCAUAGAGGGUUGUGCUUCACCACAUCAGUCGGAAGCAAAUCCGGGGCUGUCUCAGCUCCAGACAUUCAUAUUUAUGAAACUAUAGAGCCAUGUAACAGUACUUAUCACCGGGAAAACACAGGUAGAUGCAAAAAUUGUAAGACUAUCAGUAAACCAUACUGUCAAACAGACGGUGACCACGGUUACAUAGAAUUCUUCGCAACUUCUGGAGCGGCCUCUGCUCCUGACCUACAUUUGUACGAGGAAUUGAAACCCUGUAGUUGUAUUGAUAAACUAGGAAAAGCAUGUAACUGUAUUAAAUAUACCUCUCUACGUCUACAAAGCAAUCCUUAGCAUGAAGUUCAUGAUGAUAUGGACUCCCGUGUAAUAUCUGGAUCUGCUACCGCUCCCGACCUAACUUAAAUAGGUGCGCGAGAGGAGGACCCUGCAAUGGUGUUGGGAAAACAAAUAGAAAAAAGACAAGUUAAGAGUCGCUUGCAUUCGAUACAUCACUCUCGUGUCAUAUAUCAUAAAAAAAACUUGUGUCUAUUAUUUUUAAGAUGUAGGCUAUGGAACGCAUAUGUUGUAAGGAAGGAUGGACAUAUAUAAUGGAGUUAUACAAGGGAGUCCUAGUGGCAACCCCUUAUUGGAAUUAUGCGUCACGCAUCGAGAAAGAGCGGCCCAUCAAACAACUUAAUCUUCGAGAAUUUGAUCACCUCAGAUUUAAGUUUGGACUGUAUUCCCUCAAAUAUGAAAUUUAAAAAAUAAAAUAGUAUUUAUUUAUUUUAAGAAAUGUGAUGAUGAAUUGCAGAAAACCAAAUUUUCUUACUUUGCUCCAACGUAGUAAAUGUACUAUGGUAAUGCAAAUUCUUUGCCAGCACCAUUUGCGACUACGGGAGCAGUUUGGGGAAUUUGUUACGUUGUAACAAUCAAUACCUGCUCCCAAGAGAAGAUAACUCUGCAAUACGCA